AUGACUACACACGAGACUCCAGCCACCUUCGCGGAGAAGCUUGCUGGUAUUGAUGUCAAUGUCACCGAGAUCGAACCAGAGCUGCCCGAGGCUCAAUUUGACAGACUUACCAUGCGAAGCCCAAUACCUCACCAUGUUCCAACCACCACCAUUGAUACUUGCGCGGCCGACGGGAUAACAUAUCGUCCUCGCGAUAUAAGCCCAGCGUAUUCUGCGCGAAGCUCAUUCAACUCUUCCCGUCGUCGAGUCACCCGACACUCCCAUUCGGAAUGGAGCCACAGUCACCACCGCUCAGAAGUCUCCAAGGAGAUUACAAUCCAAGCAGAGAGCGAGUUCUCCGCUCUGAUGGAGCUCAUGGCCGGAAUAUCCAGACGUAGUACCUCUUUGAGAGACGUUUGGCACAAGAUCAUCUCGGAGCGCGAUACUUGCUACUUGGAGAUGGAACGUAUGCACGAGCGGAUCGAAGAGUAUACCGAGACCAUCGAGCGUAUCGAACGCGAUUCUCACAGCCAUGUUCAUGAGCACGAUGAACGCAAGGCAGAGAUCAACAAGCUCAAACUUGAGAUAACAGCUGCCCUUACAAGCGCUUCCGAGUAUAAGAAGAAGCUUUGGGAUCGUGACUGUGAGCUUGGCGAGGCCCGUCGGGAGCUCGCAGAGUCGAAGGACGUCUACAAGUACCUCAAGGAGGAGCAUGAGAAGACCGAGACCACUUUGGAGGAGACCACUCUUCUCCUCGCCGCUACCCAAAACCGCUGCAAGCAUGCCGAGGAUGAUGCCAGGCGUCACGAGUGCUUCCUCAGGGAUGUACAAGAAUCGUACUCGGAGCUCGAGACGAAGUAUUCUGAGACGACCACCAAGUAUGAGUCCACAAAGGCAGAGUUCACCAGCGUCAAGACGAGUCACGAUAUCCUCAAGAAGGAGAAGCAUGAGUGGUUGCAUGAGAAGGGUGAGCUUGAAGAGCAUCUUCGCAAGUGCAACCACCGUCACGACGAAACCAAGCGUAAGCUUAGAGAGAUUACCGAGCACUACGAGUCAGUAGAAAAGGAGUUCAAUGAGAACGUCGAAAAGAAAGAACGCGAAAUUCGUGAACUUCAUGAGAAAGAGUCCAAACUCAGGAGUGAGAAGAAGGAGCUCGAAGAAAGGGUCAAGAUCAUCGCCCGCAACUAUGACGACGAGCACUGCAAAUGGGAGGAUGCCGAGGAACGCUGCGGGAAGUGGAAGCUCAAGUGGGAGCACWCUGAACGUGGGAUUGUUUCCAUCCGCGAGGAGCUUCGCGUCAUCGAGAUCAAGCAGACCGAACUCCGCGAGACCGUCACCAAGAAGACUGAGGAGGUCAAGAAGAUCACCAAACUCAAGGAACACUUUGAGCGUGACUACCACGGCAAGUGCAAGGAAGUUGAUGAUUACCACCGCGAUAUCCUCGUGUUUAAGGAGACGAUCCGUCGACAUGAGUCCACCAUCAAGGAGAAGUCCGAGGAGAUUCAUACUCUGACUGAACGGAUUGAGCGCUAUCAGACUGAAUGCGAGUCCUACCGUACCAGAUGCGAUGACUUCGAAGCCGAACUUACAACCUUGCAAGCUCUUGUUGUGACACUCAAGCUUGAAAUCAGCACAGCCAACAGCGAGCACGAGCACGCUCAGAAGAAGCUUCACGAGUGUGAGACUCGCUAUCAGGAGGUCUGCGAGACUUAUGAGGAGUACCAGGAAGGUAACUCUGGAUUUGAGUUCCAGAUUUCUCAGCUUCGCACGAUGCUCCGUGAGGUCCGCGAGGAGAAGGAGAGGGCAAUCUCUGCUCGCGUCACUGCCGACCAUGAUCGUGAUUUUGCCGUUGCGAGGUAUGAGGCGAAAUGUAGGGAUCUGGAGCAGAUGGAGGAGCACUACUYUCACUACUUCUCUUCGAGUGGUGGCAGUCGAUCUGGAGGUCGGACCAUCAUCAGACGGUCUGGUAAGAGCGGGAACACGACUUGUGGUGAUGAGACGGCGUCGGUUAUUUGUGAUGGGACCGAUUGA
Messenger RNA from Ramularia collo-cygni, 2010 nucleotides. RefSeq lists its product as uncharacterized. The transcript has a single exon. The coding region runs from base 1 to 2010 and encodes 669 amino acids. NCBI's taxonomy places the organism in Eukaryota, Fungi, Ascomycota, Dothideomycetes, Mycosphaerellales, Mycosphaerellaceae. The record is from RefSeq and is a predicted model, not a curated record.